Messenger RNA from Yarrowia lipolytica CLIB122, 1983 nucleotides. RefSeq lists its product as uncharacterized. Lineage: Eukaryota; Fungi; Ascomycota; Dipodascomycetes; Dipodascales. The record is from RefSeq and is a predicted model, not a curated record.
AUGGCGGCAGCACCAUUUAUAAGGAGGCGACAGGUAGGUCGACUGCACCAUCAAGCCGAAAGAGACAUGGACCAGAUAUAUACGGACGACGAAACCAGUGAUAGACGACAAGCCACUCGAGGCUCCACUGCCACGACAACCCGACGAUGCUCACGACAUGUCCCGGGCCCUGCUGCUACCGCCGUUGCCGCCCAUGCUGCCGCAGCUGCCGCCGCUGCUACAGCAACACACAACUCCACGCCUGACGAUGAGACGCAACCGUCGAAAAAGGUGAAGCUGGACGGAGUUCGUACGUGGGCUCGAAGUCGCUCGCUGCCCAUCAUUGACCGAGAAGCCAGUGCCACGGCCUCAGCUUCUGCUGCCGGUCAUGUGACCCACAUGAACCAUGUGAUUAGUCAGCCCACUGUGAACCACUUCAACCCCGCCUUUAACGGCAACAGCUUUGGUGGUAGCAAGCGAAAGCGGGAGGAGGAAGCCGUUUCUCCCGUUGCUGCCUCCGCAGCACCUACGAAAAUUAGUAACAGUAACACUCGACCUGCAUCUGCUGCCCCGUUUGGCAGUAGCACCAAAAUCUCUGCAGUUAAGCCUGCCACAAAGAGCUCUACUACAACAACUGCCACCGCUCCUCUGCCACCAGUAAACAUCAACUCGCUGCGGGAAAUCGAUCUUGCCGAAAUCUUCAAAAACCCCCGCCUGCGCCACGACAUUGUGUUCGAUCCUCAACUGCAGUUCCGCCCCAAUUUGGACGGCGAGCGAGGCAAGAGAAAGCGACAAAGCACACAGCGAUAUUGGGACGGUAUUACCGCUGAGGUUGAGGGAGUGUGGGCCGCAGCCGACUCUGCUCAGCCAUGCACCUCGCAUUUUGGCACCCUCACAACUCUCUUCACUACUCUGCGACAGGUGCUGGUGUCUCUGCUGCCUGUCAAGGACCGCGAGACAAUCGAAUCUGACCUGGACUCAGACCUAGUGCAGCAGCAGCUGUGCCACCACUGCUUUGACUUUGUGUCCUUUUCGCACUGGCUCAGCAACGUGUUCAAGGCGCACUGUGCGCCUAUGCGAGACAGCUGGGUCGACCAGAUGGUGGUGCGCAUCAACGCUGGCUGGAAGGAAAAGAACAGUCGUAAACUUACCGAGGGAUUGCGGAUGAUUUUUGCCAUUUUAGAGGCCAUGAAGCUCGACGUUGCAAACCACCAGAUCCGGUCACUUCGACCCAUUCUGGUGGACACUGCUGUAGACUUUGAGCAGGACUACUAUGAGCAGGUGGUGGAAAAGCGACGGUUCGACAUUGCCAGCAGCUGCCAGUGGUUUGCUGCUGCCGCUGCAUCGACCGAACGACCCGCCGCUGCGGGCGCCACCAAGCACUACAAGACCGCCCUCAUUGGCGCAGUGACCCAGCUCAUCACGUGCAGUAGCAGUGACUUCCCCGCCACCUUUGGCUUUGACUUUGCUCGUCUGUCGGCCUUCCGAUCUGACCUGCGCCAGCUGGUCUGCCUGCAGCUGUGCUCCAUGUUGCUUCAGCAAUUGGUGGCCACCCGUGGUGAUGCUAAGGCCAAGAAGCUGGUUGCCGAUGCCGAGUACCAGUCCAAGCUCAAGACGGACUGCCUGGCUAUCGUUCUGAGCAGCAGUGGAAACAGCAAGUGGACCAAGAACGUGUCUGGCCUUGCUCUGGAACUCGCCAAGCGUGUGGAGGCGGUAGUCAACGAAAAACCCGCGACUCUGCCCUCGACUGAGCUCACUUCUCUGGCCUCCAACUGGCUCACAAACAACAUUCUCCCUUCGUCAGCCAUGUACAAACUGGUGGAAAAACGGCUGGUGAAGGAGAUUGUGACUGGUGUGGAAAUUCGAAUUCUCGACACCUCUGCUGUCUCUACUAACUCUACUUCCACAGUCACUCCUCUCAUUGAAAAACUCUCUCUUUUGACAAAGUUCCACUGGGACGUCUUUUCAAAAUAUUAUAUUGCAUAUGUCGAGUCUGCCAAAUAA